Molecule: messenger RNA, 2505 nt
Organism: Bradysia coprophila
Lineage: Eukaryota; Metazoa; Arthropoda; Insecta; Diptera; Sciaridae
Gene: brk
Product: transcriptional repressor brinker
Source: RefSeq, a predicted model, not a curated record
AAGCAAAGGCGAAGGAAAAAAGAUUAAAUACGUUCAGUUUAGUCAUAACUCAGAAUGAGGUCUUGCAACAAGCAAUACUUGUGAGAAAGUUGAAAAAAAAAAAUUAAAAAAAAACUUUUUUUUUCUGUUAAUUUUCGUUGGAAGAAAAUUUUUGUUUUCAUAUUUUAUCAUUGCCUUUAAUAAUCGUACAAUUGUGCGUUAGAUUGUGUGUUUCGUUUAUACGUAUUCAUGUGUUGCUCAAGAGAGUUGCCUGAAAAUAAAUAGUUUUCAGUUUUUGUGAUUUUUAUUUUUUUGCUUCAUUUCGCUGGCGAUUUGACGAGACAAAUAUAAUAUCACAAGUGAAUCGCGCGACUCGAAUUUUUUUUAAAUUAUUUUUUUGAGCUAAGUCUAUCGUUAAAAAAUGGCGCACGGUGUAAAUCCGCUGGUUAAACGUGAAAUCGAAAUCGGUAAUAAAGCACGUAACGAAUCGGUCGACGGCCAUCAAGUGGUCAAUCCAUCCCGAAUGGGCUCACGGCGAAUGUUCACACCGCAAUUCAAGCUACAGGUACUGGAUUCCUAUCGCAAUGACAGUGACUGUAAAGGAAAUCAACGGGCAACGGCCAGAAAGUACGGCAUUCACCGACGACAAAUUCAAAAGUGGCUGCAAUGUGAAACGAAUCUACGAUCGUCGGUGGUGAACAGUUGCUCGAAAGCUGGCCCAUCGGUGGUGAAUCAAAGUCAAACCGCUAGUUCGAAACAAACGAAUGGUGAAGUCAAUUUUCAUCUGGCCUUGGAUAUAACCAGACAGAACGUCGCUGUAACAAGUAAUAAAUCCAACACUGGUUUUCUUUCGCCCGUUCAUUCGCAUACGAUCGACUAUACACCUGUUUCGUACGAGCACAUACCGCCGUCAGCUAGUCUACCUAGUUCGCCCGUUUUCACUGCACCCAUUGAACCACAACAACAACAACAACAGCACCAGCAACAGUAUGAUGAAUAUUCCGUACAUUUUGUGGAUUAUGUACCGCAAUUGCAACAGCAAACGCCAUCAACAUCGAUAGUACCACCGCCAACACAUCAUCAACAUGUACAGCAAUUUCAUGAAAAUCAAAUCACAUACAAUUACGAGUCGUAUUACUAUGAUCUGUCGCCGAUGCCAAUUACACCGAUUGAUUUGUCAGUUCGUAGUCGUAGUCGAGAAAAUGAAUGUUGCGAAUCUAGAACACCAUCACCGCGGGCAUGUGUUUGGCAAAAUGAUGUAGAAAGUGGCCAGAGUGUGUGGCAGAAAGCAACUGAUUCGACCGAUGGCACACAUUUGGUGGAAUUGACCAAUGUGUGUAACAAGGCGAUGGAUUUAAGUUGCCGCAAGCGAAAGGCCACCGACGACAGUGAUAGGAAAACGGACGAGUGGACGGUGAAACCAGCCAAAGCGAUCAAACUGUUCAAACCGUAUCUGGACAACGAUGAUGACGACGACGACGAUGAUGGAAAAAAGUGCAAAAGUGAACAGAGAGAUCCCAUCAUCUGGAGCAAUUAUUGCGAGAACUAUUCAACGUACAGUUGUUCGCCGCAUCAGUAUGACUGCAACAGCAAUGUCAAAGAAUCGUCGAUGUACAGCUAUUCGAGCCCACCGUAUCCCACCUCAUCGACAUACAUAUGCUGCAGUUAUGGAUCGCCCGUGUCCGGUUACGACAGUGCAUCGUCAUCGUACAGCACGAGCAGCGAAUCCGGUGAGACAAAACGGUCAUUUGAUUAUACAAUUGAUUUUAAAUUCCAACCGAUCGACAAUUAUUACUACGAAAUGUCGUGUCGGGGAGAUGAAAGGGCCGUGCCCCAUAAGUAUUGUAUGGAAAUUGCCGGGUGAGACAGUUUUUUCAUUUACGUAGAGCAAGGGGGAAUUUAUUUUUUAGAAACAAUUUUCUUUCUCCGCACUAAUUUUCAUGAAUUUCAAUUCAACCAGUAGAAAGAGUUGUAGGUAGUAGCGAGAGGUGGUGAAUAAUCGGCCAUAGGAAUGACGAUGUGAAACAAAAUGGUUUACCGAAAAGCUCUUAACAAUUAAGUUCCAACUGAUCGUUGCGCUUAAAGCUUAUAAAGCCGACGAAAAGGAAUUCGCUUUACGUGGAAAGGGUUCCGUGGGUCCGUUUUCUCGAUUUUUAACCCGAAGCAUAACAGAGGAGCUUUUUCGAGCUUUGAACUUUUUUUUUUAUUUCCAAUGAAAGAUUCCUAUGUUUGGAUGAAAGUAAUGAAAAGCUUUAAGCUCACAACAGGUCGUUGGUAUUAAUGACAAAUUAUUGGUUCAAAUUAAAGGAAUUUUUCCUUAGAUUUUUCGUAAAAAUAUUUUUGAAACUUAGACUCUAAUUUUGAACCUAUUUUUAGGUCAUACUGUCAGUGAAUUCUCAUGCCAAAAAUUAGUUUCAUUUUUGAUCAUAAUUUGUAACCGAUUGUUCUCGCGUCCUUCUAGCUACUACUCUACCUUUUAAUGUGCAAAGUCCCAGUUAAAAUACUUGAAAAAGUGAAAGAAAAUAC